UCAUGAUUUCUUUCCCUUCAUGUUGUUUGUCAGUUGUUUUAGUUAAACAUGUCUUUAAACCAGUGCAAGAAGAGCAGUUCACUCAGCACGUGUCUAGAAGCCAGGGGGUACCAGUUUCACUUCCCUCCUGCUUCUCUGCAACUCUCAGUGACGCGCAGUGAGAAGCAGGAGUGGUGAAACACAACGCUUGGCACUUCAGGGCUCCCCUCUCCAGGUCCUGCAGUGAUACCCAUGCUGCUUUCUCCUGCACUCCUGGCCUCCUGAAGAUGCCCAGGAGAAGAGCUCUUCCCCUGUGGACACUGGUGGUGCUGCUGCAGCUGGUGGGCUGCCUUCUCAGCCCCUGUUUGGAGGUCAUCCCUACCAAAGCUUUCAGAUGCAUGGGACUGAACAUCUCCGGAGUCCCCUCUGAAGUCCCAAACACCACCCAGAACCUGGAUCUCAGUUUCAGCAACCUGAAAUCACUGAGGGUAAAGUAUUUUGCGUCAGUCCCUGAACUGGAGCUUCUGGAUCUUACAAGGUGCCACCUCCAGACAAUAGAAGAUAACUCCUUUAAGGGUCUUCAUAAACUUUCCACCUUAAUUCUAACUGGCAAUCCCUUCCAGGACCUGGGACCAGCAGCCUUCUAUGGCUUAACAUCCCUGAGAAAGCUAGUGCUGGUGGAAAAUAACAUCACUUCUCUGAACGACCUACCCAUUGGCCACUUGCAUACCCUGCAGGAGCUGAAUGUGGGCCACAACAGCAUUGCUUCAUUGAAGCUUCCCAAGUAUUUCACCAACCUGACCUCUCUCAGGCACCUGAGCUUCUUCUCUAACAAGAUCACAUAUAUCUCCAGAGGAGACCUUGAUGUCCUGAAGGAAGUGAACAAACUCAACCUCACACUGGUGCUGUCCUUGAAUUACAUCAAAUGCAUAGAGUCAGGAUCCUUUGAGAAGAUUCACCUUAGUGAGCUGGUUUUAAGGUCUUCUUUUGAGAACUUCAAUGUGAUGCACUCUUCUCUUCAAGGCCUGACUGGUUUACAGGUCAAUAGGCUAAUAAUAGGAGAAUUCAGUGACAAACAGAGACUGGUGGACUUUCAGAGCGGGCUCCUGAGUGGACUGUGCCAGGUACGAAUGCAAGAGUUUGUCUUAAUCUCUUUCAGGGGGUUCAAGAAUAACACAGACACUCUUUUUAACUGCUUACACAACGUCUCCAGCAUCCGCUUGGUGGACCUGCAGCUGGAGGAGAUAUCAAAGGUUCCUCUGUUGUCUCAAGUGAAGCAGUUGGAGUGUAAGAAAUGCACAUUUAGGGAAGUGCCUGCCACGAAGCUGUCUCUUUUCAAGGAGCUGAGAGUGCUUCGCAUUAUCAAGAGCAAACACCUCAACAGCUUCCGGAAGACAUUUCAGGACCUGCGUAACCUGGAGGUCCUAGAUUUGAGUGAGAAUCGCCUCUCCUUCACUCUCUGCUGUUCCCCUAAGUUCCACAACUGUCCCAACUUGAAGCACUUGAACCUCAGCUUCAAUGCGGACAUCAGCGUGACUGGAGAUUUCACUAACGUGAAGAACUUGUUGUAUUUGGACUUUCAGCACACAAAGUUAGUUGGUCCUGGCUCCUACCCUGUCUUUCUAUCCCUUCAGAAACUCAUUUACCUUGACAUUUCCCAUACCAGAACUCAUGUUAAAUCCCAGUGUACAUUCUGUGGCCUGAAUUCCUUGCGAGUGCUGAAGAUGGCAGGCAACUCCUUUGAGAACAACAAAUUGGCCAACAACUUCAAAAACCUGAGUCACCUCUACACCUUGGACAUUUCAGGUUGCAAACUGGUGCAUGUGGACCAGAGUACGUUUGAUGCCCUCUCUGAACUCAAAGAGCUAAACAUCAGCAACAAUAAGUUACUGAGCUUUGAUCCUGUGGUCUACAAGCCCCUGCAAGCCCUCACAGCCCUGGAUUUCAGCAGCAACCAGCUGAGUGUUCUCUUGGACUCAGCCCUGGAAAUCCUGCCUGACAGCCUGGUCCUGUUGGACAUCUCUCAAAACCUCUUUGAUUGCUCUUGUGUGUAUGAGAACUUCCUGAAAUGGAUCAAGGAAAAGCAGGAUCUGCUGCAGAACAAGGAGUCCAUGAUAUGCCAUACACCUGCAUACGUGAAGAAUGUGACCUUGCCAAGCUUUGAUUUGUCCUCCUGCCAGCUCCAUGUAGGCACAGUGGCAUCCUCAGUGACCAUGUUGCUCGCUGCAGUGGUGUUCCUCUUCCUGAUUUACAAGUACUACUUCCAGCUCUACUACUCAUUGGUGCUGCUCAGUGGGUGUAAGCACUCUGCAGAAAGAGGUGACACCUAUGAUGCAUUUGUCAUCCACUCCAGCAAAGACCAAGAAUGGGUGAUGAAAGAGCUGGUGGAACCCUUGGAAGAAGGAACACCUCCCUUCCAUCUUUGUCUUUACUACAGGGAUUUCCUACCAGGGGUUCCCAUCGUCACCAAUAUCAUCCAGGAAGGUUUCCUGAGUAGCAGAAAUGUUAUUGCAGUCAUCUCCACCGACUUCCUGGAAAGUAAAUGGUGUAGCUUUGAAUUUGACAUUGCCCAGUCCUGGCAGCUGGUUGAAGGAAAGGCUGGGAUCAUCAUGAUUGUACUAGAAGAAGUGAAUAAGGCCUUGCUAAGGCAGAGGCUGGGGCUUUCCCGAUACCUAAGAAGGAACACUUAUCUGGAGUGGAAAAACAAGGAGAUAAGCAAGCACAUCUUCUGGAGGCAGCUGACAGGAGCCCUGCUAGAAGGCAAAAACUGGAAUCACGAGCAGGUAAAGCUCAUGUGAAGAGAAAGGGAGAUCACUUCUCUCCUGUUUCCCAUCAUGGCCUUGGCUGAUGGCUCAGAAGAUGGUUCUUCUGUGGCUGUUCAGUCAGAGCAAGAGAAUGGAGGCACUGUGGAAGCACUACAGAAAUACCUGCUGUGCUGGUCACCCUUUCUCAAGGGAACUUGGAAGCUAAGGAGUGACAAGAGUUGGAAGAGCUGCACAUGCCUGAGCUCCAUGAAUGUCAGCCAAAGGUGGUCCAGCAAUCCAUGCAGGUCUGAUGUGUUGGUGAAUGGAUGGACUGCUCUUACUGUUAUUUGUCUGUCUCUGAAACUGGGUUUGGGGCCUGGGGCCAUUUACUCAGUGGAACUUCAGGAUCUGUUGCUUAGGAUCUCAGGGGAGAGCAAAGGUUCAGGAUGCUUGGCUCUUAAAGUGGUGGGAAACAGAAACAAGGUUUGAAUCCUGAAAGCCUUGGGUCUGCGUCCUUUGGCACCAUGACCCAGGGGAAAACCCCCAUAGAGGGAAAUGGGAUGUCCUACAGCCACCCACCAGCUUACCUCAGUGAUGCUGAACAGCUAUGGCAUCAGUGGGGGGGAAGUUACUCUUGGUGGUAAAAUUCCCCCAACAGGUUUAUUUCAGUUUUCUUUAGACCAAAACCAAAUGUUGAAACCCCCAAAUAUUUCAAUCACCUGAAGCUCUAAUUUAUAUUCAGAUCAUACAGCAUUUGAGAGAGUGGUUUGAGGUUUCUUGUGGGAACCAAAAAUCAGUGGACCAGAAGAAGGAGUAGAAAAACUUUAAAAUCAAGGUAUUUCUUUGCUCCAACUGCUUCUCCUCAUCCAGUGUUCUGGAUAUACUACAUGGGACUGCCCUAUAUAAGCAAGAUUGAGCCUGAGCAAAAUGGGUUGAUGUUUACAGCCAGCCAGUUCCAGAAUAAGCUUUUCUACUCUCUGAAUCAGCUUUAAAUCACUGUUGGAAGGAGCUGUAGGAGCCUCAAGCCCAUGGACUUUAGGUAUGUUCAGACCCUGCCAUGAGGCUGAGAGUGCCUCUUCCUCCCCAUUCUGCUGUGGUCCUGGUGGGCAUCUCAGCAUGUGUAGUCAGCCCUUCCCUGAGCUGCUGCCUUAAACAGAACAGUCACUAGAUGGGAGAGGUUUGCCUUUGUUUCACAGAGAAUGUGCCUGACAUUUCCCAGGGAGAAGAGAUAGAGCAGAAAAGCCUGGCUUAGCUAAACUAAAUGUAGCCCAGCACUGCCCUGAAUAAAGGGAAGGCAAGUCUAAAUGCCAUUGAAUCAUAUUACAGAGCACUCCAUUGAUGUGUGGAAUAUUGAAUAGUGCUGGAGUAUCGCUCUCUAUUUACAAAAGGCUUUGGUUGGGAUUAAUCACUGAAUUACUCUAGUUUAAAACUUGCAAAUCCUUCUAUAAUCAAUGAUGUUCCACAGAGAUAAAACAGAAGCAAUUGAGUGCUGAAUCAGAUCUGAUAUUUAUUCAGAAGGAAGGGCCUGAUCCAUCUCACUUUUCAAAGGACGAGUCAGCAACAUCUCCCUGGAUGCCAGUGAUGAGUGAGAUCAACAUCAGACACUGUUUGAGGUAGAGGAAGAACUGCUUCCAGGGCUGGUGCUGGCAAAAUCUGAGUCACAGUUCCCUCUGUGCUGUGUCAGAUAACACUACCAAAUACCCCACAGCCCUCUCUAAGGUUUCUUGUGACCCAUAAGAUGAAGCUUUAAUAAAACUAAGCUCCGUGCUGCAUUCAUUCACAGUGAGUUUGGUUUGCGUCUGCUAAGCUCUGUUGUAGCAAUUCCCAAGGUGCAGUGAUGCUCCUGGUCCUGAGCACUGCAUCUUGCCAGAGUCACCAUCAUCCUGCCUCCUCACCCAGGGGCAGAGGCUGCUGGUGCUGGGGAAGGGGUGCAGUAAACCAGGGCACAGCUUGAGAUUCCCUGGAUUGAGGCCAAAGGAGAGCAUGGAGGACAAGGCAAACAUUGGCCUGGGUUUCAGCAGCUACAAGUUAAUUUGGGAAACAAAAGAGGUAAAAUUCAAUAGGGUGGAAGUUCCUGCUCCUGAAUUAAGCAGCAUUGAAGCUCACUGUUUCCCUCGGUAAACAAUUCAGUGUCUAUGUAUUUGUGGCACAAAGCACAGAGUGCCAUGCUUCUUGAUUGCAAUUAUAAUAAUGACUUUCAGAAAGCCUGCAAGUGGCUCUGGGCAUUAUAAUAAGGGUUUAAGGCAGUAUUGUUUAAAAAGAGAGUGUUUGUUGAAUAGUAAAAGCAACUUUAGGAGGAGAGAUGGGGUGAUGCUCCCGCUCUCAGAGGAGGAGGCCAUUACCCCAGCAGUGCCCCUCUUCCAUACAUGUUGGUUUAUGAGUAUAGGGGGGAAAAGCCUGUGGGAACAAGUAUAUUUUCACCUUUUAUCCAGCAGAGAAAAAGCAGAUUUGGUUUUGGAAGACUCAGAACAGCUUUCCCAAAUACUAUAAACGUGAAAACCAUUGUAUUUCAGAAACACAUACCUGUUUGCCUUCAUUACAGAAGUAAAAUUCCAAAGGAAAACUCUGAGCAGUCUCAAGUCCCAACCAUGUUGGCGUACAUUGUUAUUUGAAAAUGCUCCCUGUGAACAGGUAGUUCUGAUACGAUUUACUCAUUUGGAUGAAUAAAUGAGCAGGCACCCAAACAUCCAUGCAGGUCUGCAUUCAUUCAUCUCUCAUGUAAAUAGCUGAACCAGUUAUUUCCAGUUAUUAAUUCCAGUUACCCAGUUAACAAGCAUCUGUUUUACCCAGGUCAUAAAAUCAGAUGGAGAUGAAGCUCCAAAGGGCUGCUGCACCCUGGUUAUUUCAUAUGAUCUGUAAUGGGGAUGUGCCCUGAUUUCACUCUGUGCUUAAUUUAACCCAUGCAAAAUGCCAGUGCAGCUGAAGCUCCAGUCUUGCAUCAGUCUCACACCAGGUCAUUGUGAUGCCCCAUGUGCUGGCAUCAUCACCAAGAUGCGGCUUGGAAGGAGGGCUCUGAAAGGAGCAAGCCCUCAUUAGCAUGGUUGCAUUUGUGGCCUCACACACAGACAUUAAGGCAGUUGCAUUGAUGCCUGCCUGCAUCUGCCUGGCUGCAGCAGCCUGGAUGCUCCCUCGGCCUCCCCAAGUACCAGCACAGGCUUCCAGUGUCAGUUCAAAACCCAACAAAACAAGAAGCAGCAGCUGGUUUCUCUGGCCCAACUGCUACUUGACAGGAGCAGGUUGAAACGUUCCUGGAAGAGUGUUUGUCCUUUGGGAAACGCUCUUUUGUAGGUGGCUUCUGUAAUUUAAUGAGGUAGCAGAACGAACGAAUGGAAUAGAAAUUGUCAUAGCAGGGUUUCUGCUUUAGUAUCUCAUGGGCUUGCAUCUUGGAACAGGCACUUUGUGUGGAAACAGUGAUUUUUUUGUACUAUUUCAGAGGGGUUGGAAUAAAAGGGGUUCAACUAAAUGUUA
Pezoporus flaviventris is the source of this 6191-nucleotide messenger RNA. It is a transcript of the gene TLR4, whose product is annotated as toll like receptor 4. The record is from RefSeq and is a predicted model, not a curated record. The transcript has 3 exons. Gene Ontology annotation, biological process: defense response to Gram-negative bacterium; toll-like receptor signaling pathway; immune response. NCBI's taxonomy places the organism in Eukaryota, Metazoa, Chordata, Aves, Psittaciformes, Psittacidae. Gene Ontology annotation, molecular function: lipopolysaccharide binding; transmembrane signaling receptor activity; lipopolysaccharide immune receptor activity. Bases 267 to 2777 code for a protein of 836 amino acids. Gene Ontology annotation, cellular component: membrane.